AUGUCCAACCUUGAGGCUGUUGUUGCUACAAAUAACAAUUUUACAGUGGAGCUAGCAAGAAAAAUGGUUGGUGAUGAAAAUGUUGUGAUGUCCCCACUGAGCAUGCUAACAGCUCUGGCAUUGGUUUGUCUUGGAGCCAAGGGUAACCCUAAAACCCGAAUUAAGGAGGUUCUUCAGUUUGAAAGCUGUACAGAUAUACAUUCUGGAUUAGAACAACUGUUAUCUACACUAACUGAGUCUGAGGAGUAUGAACUUAAGAUCAACAACAUGCUCUUUGUUGACAAAACUUGUAACAUAUCUGAAACAUUCAGCAACGUUUCUAAAAUCUGGAACGAGGCAAAACCAGAAAUAGUUGACUUUAAAAAUCAUCCAAAAGAUGCAUGGGAAUAUAUGGUAAAUUGGCUGAAAGAAAAGACUGAAGGUACCUUUCAAAAUAUUUCCGAGGACUCUAUUAAUAAUGAUACAAAGCUUGUAGUUGUUAACACAGCGCAUUUAUUGGCUAACUGGACACAGAACUUUCCUCAUUUUAAAACCAAAAUGGAAUUAUUUACUCUAAGCACUAAUGAAAAACAAUAUAUGCAGCUGAUGUGUGUAAUAGGUUAUUUUAAUGUCCGAGUGAUAAAGGAUCAAAUGUUAAGUAUAAUCGAGCUUCCUUAUGGAAAAAAGAAAACUCUGAGUAUGUAUGUCAUACUUCCAGAUAGAUACGAUGGUAUAAUAAAGAUAAAAGAAAACAUUUCAUAUGAGCAACUAAACGACUGGACCAACCCAAACAGUAUGAAAAGAACAUUCAUAGAGGUCUAUCUGCCCCUCUUUAAGAUAGAGAGUAACUAUUCAAUGAAAAAUAUUCUACAUCGUAUGGGAAUGGCUGAUGUGUUCAGUAACACCAAAUCAAACAUGUCCGAAAUAUUCCAAGACAAUUUGUAUGCAUCAGACAUCAUAAACUUGGUAACAAUGGAGGCAGCUGAGGAUGGUACUGAACAGAUAACUGAUGUUGAUGACUAUUUUGGAUUUCUGACCAUAAGACUUUCACAAAUAACAUUCAAAGUAGAUCAUCCAUUCAUCUUUAUUGUUCGGGAUAUUCUUAACAAAUGUUUUGUCUUUUAUGGUGAAUUUCAAAAGCCCUGAUAAAAAAAUAAAAAAAUAAAAAUUAAAUAAAAUAGGGAUAUUUAUGACAAGUGAUGGACAACAUGAUGCAUAUAACCAAAAGGAUAGUGUUAACUUUUUAAUAGUUCAUAAGAUUUAGGAAAUUGCAGUAUUUACAUGUCUACCAGAAUUGUAAGGUUGCUUUCACACUAUA
This is a messenger RNA of Hyla sarda, 1297 nucleotides long. Its product is annotated as ovalbumin-related protein Y-like. Gene Ontology annotation, biological process: negative regulation of endopeptidase activity. Gene Ontology annotation, molecular function: serine-type endopeptidase inhibitor activity. Bases 1 to 1125 code for a protein of 374 amino acids. The transcript has 6 exons. The record is from RefSeq and is a predicted model, not a curated record. Lineage: Eukaryota; Metazoa; Chordata; Amphibia; Anura; Hylidae.